Rattus rattus (black rat) is the source of this 1722-nucleotide messenger RNA. RefSeq names its product tubulin beta class I (gene Tubb). NCBI's taxonomy places the organism in Eukaryota, Metazoa, Chordata, Mammalia, Rodentia, Muridae. Gene Ontology annotation, molecular function: GTPase activity; GTP binding; structural constituent of cytoskeleton. The record is from RefSeq and is a predicted model, not a curated record. Gene Ontology annotation, biological process: mitotic cell cycle; microtubule cytoskeleton organization. Gene Ontology annotation, cellular component: cytoplasm; microtubule. The transcript is spliced from 4 exons. Bases 214 to 1548 code for a protein of 444 amino acids.
CCUUCCCUCCUGCGCUCGCCGGCCUCUUCUGCCUCUUAGAACCUUCCUGCGGUCGUGCUCGCAUCUCUCUGCAGCAGCCUCCGGGGCUACGUUCCAUCCUAUCAGUCUGAGACCAGCCCAGAAGAAAAAAACCAAAAAUCCUUAAUUAUCUUCUUUUGCUCGGUACCUACAUUGGGACCAUCAAAAAAAAAAUUAUUACAGUAAACCGUAGCCAUGAGGGAAAUCGUGCACAUCCAGGCCGGACAGUGUGGCAACCAGAUCGGUGCUAAGUUCUGGGAGGUGAUAAGCGAUGAACACGGCAUCGACCCCACCGGCACCUACCACGGAGACAGCGACUUGCAGCUGGACCGAAUCUCUGUGUACUACAAUGAAGCUACAGGUGGCAAGUAUGUCCCUCGAGCUAUCUUAGUGGAUCUAGAACCCGGGACUAUGGACUCCGUUCGCUCAGGUCCUUUUGGCCAGAUCUUCAGACCGGACAACUUUGUUUUUGGUCAGUCUGGGGCAGGCAACAACUGGGCUAAGGGUCACUACACAGAGGGAGCUGAGCUAGUUGACUCUGUCUUGGAUGUGGUGCGGAAGGAGGCGGAGAGCUGUGACUGCCUGCAAGGCUUUCAGCUGACCCACUCGCUGGGUGGAGGCACGGGCUCUGGCAUGGGCACCCUGCUCAUCAGCAAGAUCCGAGAAGAAUACCCUGACCGCAUCAUGAAUACCUUCAGCGUGGUGCCCUCACCCAAAGUGUCUGACACCGUGGUUGAGCCCUACAACGCCACCCUGUCCGUCCACCAGUUGGUAGAGAACACAGAUGAGACCUACUGCAUUGAUAACGAGGCCCUCUACGACAUCUGCUUCCGUACCCUUAAGCUCACCACGCCAACCUACGGAGACCUGAACCAUCUCGUCUCUGCCACCAUGAGCGGUGUCACCACCUGCCUCCGUUUCCCGGGCCAGCUGAACGCCGACCUUCGGAAGCUGGCUGUCAACAUGGUGCCCUUCCCGCGUCUCCACUUCUUCAUGCCUGGCUUUGCCCCUCUCACCAGCCGUGGAAGCCAGCAGUACCGGGCCCUCACUGUGCCUGAACUCACCCAGCAGGUCUUCGACGCCAAGAACAUGAUGGCUGCCUGUGACCCACGCCAUGGCCGGUACCUCACGGUUGCGGCUGUCUUCCGUGGACGGAUGUCCAUGAAGGAGGUAGAUGAGCAAAUGCUCAACGUGCAGAAUAAGAAUAGCAGCUACUUCGUGGAAUGGAUCCCCAACAACGUCAAGACAGCUGUCUGUGACAUCCCACCACGCGGCCUCAAGAUGGCAGUCACCUUCAUCGGAAACAGCACGGCCAUCCAGGAGCUCUUCAAGCGCAUCUCUGAGCAGUUUACGGCAAUGUUCCGUCGGAAGGCUUUCCUCCACUGGUACACGGGUGAGGGCAUGGACGAGAUGGAGUUCACCGAAGCUGAGAGCAACAUGAAUGACCUCGUCUCUGAGUAUCAGCAGUACCAGGACGCCACCGCAGAAGAGGAAGAGGAUUUCGGAGAGGAGGCAGAAGAAGAGGCCUAAGGCAGAAGCCCUGCAUCACCUCAGGCUGCUUAGUUCCCUUAGCUUUUUUCCAACUGCCCUUUGUUUCUUUCUGCUGCCUCUGUCCUGUUUUUGUUUCGUUUUGUUUUCUCAUUGGGGGGUAAACGGUGCCUGGCACGUGGCAGGCGCUCAAUAAAUAUUUCUUUGUGGAAUGUC